AUGUCCUCACGCCUUCCUCCACCAUCCAGCCACAUCCCUUUCGGCAAUACCAACUCCACCCCGUCAUCCAAACAGUCCACGUCGGGGCAAGAGAAGCAUGAUGGAGGUGAUCUGGAGUGGUUGGACUAUGCUGAGUGCGCUUUGUGCCAUGAUGCGUUGACGGAAGGAGCGCUGAGGGGUAGACAUUUUUGGAUGACUUCUUGUGGACAUAUACUCUGCUCGGCUGAGGAACAUGAUCAUCAAGCUGGGAUUUGCACGUUCUGCAACAAGAAGAUGGAGAACUUUCUCAUUCAACAAGGAUCUCUUCCGCCAGAACACGAGAUGUGGUUCCAGAACGGCAUGUCUCUCUUGUCGAAUGCCAUCAGCGACAUGAAGAGAUCUAUGAAGAAUAGCGCUACAGCUCAACGAGUGGUCGGAUUUCAAUACAGAGAGAUGAAACGAUCGAUACUUCACUACAAGACUAUCUUGAAGGAGAAGGAAGAGCGUAUUGGCGUGAUCGAGCGGGAACAAGAGGCCCUUUUGUCCGAAAACUACGAACUGCAUGAACGCCUCGCCAAAGCUCAAUCAGAAAUCCAUACUCUUCAACGUUCCCAAUCUCAGCAUCCAUCUCAAAUCACACCUCAAUCCAACCCUCAGCACUAUCCUGUGCCAGAUCAAUCACAGAUUCAGCCAGAGAUGCACCGGUAUUCGCCUCAGGGAGCUUUCCACGGACCUCACUCAAUGGCGCCGUUGCCUACAGUACAAGAGGAGGACUUUGGGCCGAUCGCUGGUGUUUCGUGGAAUGCGGGUGAAGAUGGAUAUCAUAAGAGGCGUAGGGUGGAUUCUCUGGAUCAGCAGCCUCGAAGAUUCGUUCCGCCCACUCCGACCUCCGGCUCCUCCGAUAUUCAUCUCAACAGUCACUUCGCUCAGCACCUACAACCGGCCAGGCCGCCUUCGCGAACUUUCGUUCCUCCAGCUCCGAUGCGUCCUACACCAAUGCUUGCUGCCGCCAACAGACCGCAGAGUACCAUGGAUAUGCGACCGACACAAGGGAAUCUGGGUGGGGAUACUAGGCAAAAGCUCGAUGCGUACAGAUACGAUCACACGAACCCUUCGCCUCCUCGCAGAAUGAAUCCGCCCGAAAGACCAUCGACAGCAUUGCCAAGCUUGAGCUCAGCCAGCUCCGGACUGGGCAUGAGACAGCCGACGAGUUUCGUGGAAAGGUUGAAGCAGAGCAACUCUUCUUUCCUCCAGCGUCCAGCAUCGACUCGGCCUACUCCUCUUUCGCACCAGAAUAUCAACCUCGACGGGAUGGACGCUGGAGAUAAGCCCAGUAUUGCCAGGAUGAGAUCGGAGGUGCCGCAGGCGAGACCGAUGAGUGCCAUGAUGGGGAGGCAGGCGGGGCAGACGAGAAGGUCGGGGAAUCGAUUCUGA
Molecule: messenger RNA, 1413 nt
Organism: Cryptococcus amylolentus CBS 6039
Lineage: Eukaryota; Fungi; Basidiomycota; Tremellomycetes; Tremellales; Cryptococcaceae
Exons: 9
Coding region: 1-1413 (470 amino acids)
Biological process (GO): protein sumoylation; homologous chromosome pairing at meiosis; reciprocal meiotic recombination
Cellular component (GO): synaptonemal complex
Molecular function (GO): SUMO transferase activity
Source: RefSeq, a predicted model, not a curated record